Messenger RNA from Orbilia oligospora ATCC 24927, 366 nucleotides. RefSeq lists its product as uncharacterized. The transcript has a single exon. The coding region runs from base 1 to 366 and encodes 121 amino acids. The record is from RefSeq and is a predicted model, not a curated record. NCBI's taxonomy places the organism in Eukaryota, Fungi, Ascomycota, Orbiliomycetes, Orbiliales, Orbiliaceae.
AUGCUAUUCAUUCCUGGGACUGGCGUCAUCGAGAUAUCUUUUGCUCUGACUCUUCUGAAAAUUAUUCAGAAUCGUAUCGAGAUCUUCGCCUUAUACUUUAUCAGCUUUGCUGCAACUGCAAUAACGGUCAUUCCUUUCUUCUGGUUUCUCUUGGCUUGUCAACCGAUCAGUCUGAACUGGGCCCUUGGAUCAGACUCUUGCUACGUCGACGAACGUACCUCUAUCUUUAACAGCCAUGGCGCUGUUACGGCAUUUUUGGACUUGGUUCUCGGGAUCAUAAUUCCAGCCAUAGUUUUACACCGUCUUAAAGUUCGGCUGCAGGUCAAAGUCAUUGCGGGUGCUAUGCUCUCUGUGGCAUCGUUGUAA